Scheffersomyces coipomensis is the source of this 837-nucleotide messenger RNA. RefSeq names its product tRNA methyltransferase. The transcript has a single exon. NCBI's taxonomy places the organism in Eukaryota, Fungi, Ascomycota, Pichiomycetes, Serinales, Debaryomycetaceae. The record is from RefSeq and is a predicted model, not a curated record. The coding region runs from base 1 to 837 and encodes 278 amino acids.
AUGUCAAGAACUCAAGAUUCAUUUGAUCAGAAGAAGAGAUCCAUUCUUAAAGAAUUGGCAUCUACCAAUGAGGAUACUCCAGACGCCUCUCCAAAAGGUACGGUUGAUGUGCUAUGUUUACCAAUCAUAGAUCUUAUCAAUUCAAGUCCAGAUAUGGUGACUACAUCAUCUUGUUCUGGUAGAGUAUCAGUGUUUUUAGAAGGGGUUAAGGAUAUAGAGCAUGAUGAUGAUAUAAAGAUUGGAGCUAAGGGAAAUGCUGGAAAAUGGUUGUUUGUCACACAUGAUCCUAGCACUCUAGAUAAUUGGUAUAAUACUAUUGAUUUUGUUUCAGCAGAUGAAGAUAGUUUGAUACUGACAGCCAAUGCCAAAACUAGAUAUAUCUUAUUCAAAUUUGAACCACUUAUACUUCAUGUUAAAUGUCGUGAUGAAAAUAUUGCUAAAUCAUUAUAUAGUACGGCUAUGGGAUGUGGAUUUAGAGAAUCUGGGAUUGGAUCUAAUAAUAAUGUGGCCAUAAGAAUAUCGAUCAAAUUAGAUAUACCGAUUGGAUUUUUAAAUGAUAAACAAGAUGAGAAUGUGUUAUUAGUGACUAAAGAUUAUUUGGAAGUUAUUACCAAGUUAUCUCAUGAUAGAUUUAAAGAGAAUUUUAAAAAGAUGGAUCAAUUACAUCAAGCCAUUGAUUCAGUUAUAUCAUCUACAGUUGAUAUUAUACCAGUGGAGACCAAAGAACAAAGAAGAGAAAGAAAAAUAAAGGAAGGAUUAGCUAGAAGAGCUGCUUUACUUGAGAUAAAGGACAAUGAUUCAAUCAAGGAACCAGUCACUCAAGUUGAUGGAGCAUAG